AUGAAAAUAGAUACAUCCAAUCAAAAAAAUGAAGAAGCCAGUCUUAAACUGAAUUCAAUUGUCGACAAUCAUGUUGAUGAAAUGAGCCAAAUACAUUCUAAUGAAGCAUAUAAUGCAUCUUUAAUUUCAUUAAGUUCAUCAUCAUCGAACGAUGGAUCUUCACUUUACAAUACUAGAACUUUGUCAGAUAAUGAGAUUUUAGAAGAUCAAAAUAUAAGUAAUAUUCAUGAAAACUCAACAUUUUUUGCUAACACUUCAACAUCAAUGACACCACCAAUGUUUGUUUCAAUUGAAACUCAGACAGUAGCAAAAUGCACUGUAGAUGCAUUUACACAAACUACACAUGAUAUUUAUAUUUCUGUAGAAACUUACACCGUAACAUCAGCUACCAACACAGAAGAUGUUGUUACCGAUGAAGAUAUUGUUAAAUAUUUAACAAAGAAGAGAUGCAAAGAAUCAUAA
Molecule: messenger RNA, 462 nt
Organism: Adineta steineri
Lineage: Eukaryota; Metazoa; Rotifera; Eurotatoria; Adinetida; Adinetidae
Source: the annotation of a GenBank genome assembly